This is a messenger RNA of Polyodon spathula (Mississippi paddlefish), 1825 nucleotides long. It is a transcript of the gene shmt1, whose product is annotated as serine hydroxymethyltransferase 1 (soluble). The record is from RefSeq and is a predicted model, not a curated record. Lineage: Eukaryota; Metazoa; Chordata; Actinopteri; Acipenseriformes; Polyodontidae. Gene Ontology annotation, cellular component: nucleus; cytosol; cytoplasm. Gene Ontology annotation, molecular function: zinc ion binding; protein homodimerization activity; pyridoxal phosphate binding. Bases 128 to 1588 code for a protein of 486 amino acids. The transcript has 12 exons. Gene Ontology annotation, biological process: folic acid metabolic process; protein homotetramerization; L-serine catabolic process.
UCGCCGGCGUUUAUAGGAGGUGAACCAAAAAAAAAAAAAAAAAAACAGCGCAAGCGAGUUUGUGCAAACUCGUGCAAGGCAGCAGAUACUGCUUUCACAAGGAAGACGAGCUGAACCACAGUCCGUCAUGGCUCACACAGCACUCAUAAACGAACAGCAGAGAAGCAAAGACUCCUGGCAGUCUCACAACAACAUGGUGCUGGAACCGCUCAGCAGCAAUGACACGCAGGUUUACGAAAUCAUCAAGAAGGAGAAAAGACGGCAGACGUACGGUUUGGAGCUCAUUGCCUCCGAGAACUUCGCCAGCCGAGCGGUCCUGGAAGCCCUGGGUUCCUGCAUGAAUAAUAAGUACUCGGAGGGGUACCCCGGGCAAAGGUAUUAUGGUGGCACUGAGUUUGUGGACGAACUGGAGAGGUUGUGUCAGAAGAGAGCGUUGGAAGCGUACGGCCUGGACCCAGAGAAGUGGGGAUGUAAUGUCCAGCCUUACUCUGGAUCUCCCGCUAACUUUGCCGUGUACACGGCUCUAGUGGAGCCGCAUGGGAGGAUCAUGGGACUGGAUCUCCCGGACGGGGGUCACCUGACGCACGGCUUCAUGACCGACAAAAAGAAGAUCUCCGCCACGUCCAUUUUCUUUGAGUCUAUGCCGUACAAGGUAAACCCCGACACUGGUUACAUAGACUAUGACCGACUGGAAGAGAAUGCCAGACUCUUCCAUCCUAAACUAAUAAUUGCAGGUGUCAGCUGCUAUUCACGCCACCUGGACUACGCCCGGAUGAGGAAGAUUGCUGAUGAGAAUGGCGCCUACCUAAUGGCAGACAUGGCUCACAUUAGCGGACUGGUGGCGGCCAGGGUCAUCCCUGCCCCGUUUGACUACUGCGACGUCGUCUCGACCACCACUCACAAAACUCUGAGAGGCUGCCGGGCUGGCAUGAUCUUCUACAGGAAAGGAGUUCGCAGUGCAGACCCGAAGACUGGCAAAGAGACUUCUUACAAUCUAGAAGGACCUAUCAACCAGGCCGUAUUCCCAGGACUGCAGGGAGGACCACACAACCACGCCAUUGCAGGUGUUGCUGUAGCUCUGAAACAGGCAAUGACCCCUGAAUUCAAAGCCUAUCAGGUACAAGUGCUGGCGAACUGCAAAGCUAUGGCUGAUGCAUUGAUAGACCUGGGCUACAAAGUUGUCACUGGUGGCUCCGAUAACCAUCUGAUCCUGGUUGACCUGCGGCCCAGAGGCACGGACGGGGGCAGGGCAGAGAAGGUUCUGGAAGCCUGUUCGAUCGCCUGCAAUAAGAAUACCUGUCCAGGUGAUAAAAGUGCCUUGCGGCCCAGUGGGUUAAGACUGGGAACUCCAGCUCUCACCUCCCGAGGACUGGUGGAAGAUGAUUUCAGAACAGUAGUGAAGUUUAUUCACAAAGGUGUCGAGCUGACCCUUGAGAUUCAGAAGGAUAUGAACCCGAAAGCCACCCUGAAGGAGUUCAGGGAGAAGCUGGCUAAUGAUGAGAAAUACCAAAUGAAAGUGAAGCAGCUCCGGGAGGAGGUGGAAACCUUCGCUGGGCAGUUCCCAAUGCCUGGACUGCCUGAUCUUUAAACUGGGGCAGAUGGGUCUGACUUCAUGUGGGAUUUGCUUUGCUAGUAUUUCAGCUUAUUAAUGAUAAGUUACUGUUCUGUUCAUUCAUACUGUCUGUAUUAUUUCAUUUUUUUUUCUUGGAUGGCUAUCUCUUAACUAUCCAGAUUGCAGUGCCUUAAGAUGUAAGUUUGAACAUGAAAAAACAUUUUUGUAUUUUCAUACCUGUCUUUGAUUCCAGUAAAGAAACAUUGAAUAUUA